This is a messenger RNA of Protomyces lactucae-debilis, 1771 nucleotides long. Its product is annotated as PQ loop repeat-domain-containing protein. Bases 464 to 1408 code for a protein of 314 amino acids. Gene Ontology annotation, cellular component: fungal-type vacuole membrane. The record is from RefSeq and is a predicted model, not a curated record. The transcript has a single exon. Lineage: Eukaryota; Fungi; Ascomycota; Taphrinomycetes; Taphrinales; Protomycetaceae. Gene Ontology annotation, biological process: basic amino acid transmembrane export from vacuole.
GUGGGGUGAACAAAUACGCUCGAGCAACCGGUGUUCGCGACAUAACACAGCUCCCAUCGCUGCGAACAGCUGUGUUCAACGAUCAGCCCCUUCCUGGGUGAUGUUACAGGUGACAAUGCCUAGCUAGAUCCUAUGACUUCCUUCCCCUGUACUAGCAACUACUUGAUGGUUAACAACUGGGUGGAUGCCAUCUGACUCCAAAUUUCUGAAACGUCGAGGAAAGACUUCAAUUUGAAACACCCCGUCGCAAGUACAAGACGGCCUUCGCUUACAUAGAGCAACGCAGCGAGAGCCGGCAAAGUAGCAGGGUAGCUUCUCAAUUAGUCAGAGAAGUUUUGGGUCGAGGAUCAAUUCAUUUCUAAGCGCUGCACACGAAUUGCGACGCAGUUUUCUCAAGAAGCGACAUUUCUCUAUAUUAGGCUCGCUCCAAGUGCCUGUAAGAGCUCUCCACACAUCAAGAACAAUGCCGCCCAUCAACCUAAACAACGAGGCCUUCUCCUCUAUCCUCGGCUCCAUCUCCAUCACCGCAUGGCUCGUGGUCUUCACACCACAAAUCUACACAAAUUGGCGCCGCAAGUCUGCAGAGGGUCUAUCCCUACACUUCGUCGUCAUCUGGCUACUCGGAGACUUCUUCAACAUCAUUGGCGCUUGGCUGCAAAAAGUCAUGUGGGUCAUGAUUGUCCUCGCCAUUUACUAUGCAGCAGCCGAUGUCGUUCUUCUGUAUCAAUGCCUGGCAUACGGGCACAAAGCAACACAGCAGCAAGAUGAGCCAAACCAUGUCGCGGCUAUUGGGAUCCCAACAUCCACCUCAUCAGACAUCAUCGGGCCCGAGGCAAGCACUGUUAUCAGCAGUAGUGAUACCGCGGUUGAGCAUGCAUCUGCCGCUACACCGCUCAUCCCAAAAGAACUUGAACUCACAAAAGCUCGCACAACAUUCCAAGCAGCCAUCCUCAAUAUCCUUGCUCUGCUUGCAUUGUGCAUGGUUGGUACGAUUGCUUGGUAUGUGGGUGCCAUCUCCUCUGCACCACAACACGGUAAACCGCCUCCUACACCAAAAUUGCGCUGGAACGCAGGCGGCCAAAUCUUUGGCUGGGGAUGUGCAGCGCUUUACCUCGGCUCACGAAUCCCACAAAUCAUUCACAAUUACAAACGUGGCUCAACAGAGGGUUUGUCGGCCUUGUUCUUCCUAUUUGCGUGUUUGGGCAAUAUCACCUAUGUUGGCAGUAUUCUCAUUCGACAGAAUCGUGAAUCACCACAUUAUCACAAGUAUCUCGCCAUCAAUGCGUCUUGGCUUGCAGGGUCAGCAGGGACGUUGCUGCUUGACGUUGUGAUCCUCACGCAAACACUCUUUUACAGUCUUCGAGAUGAUCGCUUGCAGCGCAAACGACAACACGACGCUGCUGCAUAGAAAGGUUGGACUGUGAUUGAAUAAGUUACGUUGAAGACGGGCAAUAUGAUAUGAGAUGUAAAGCAGCUGAGAGGUAGUAUCUAUUCGAUGACAUACAUCCUGCCAGUCAAGACGAUACGAUGCAUGCGAAUGAUGUCUAGCACGAUGAUCGAUAGGCUUCAUCACUGCUCGUAAGGCUUGGCGACCAUUCCUUCGGGUCUGUGACAAUUAGUACUUCAAGUUUGACAUGGCUCACUCACGGUUGAAUGGGCACUUUGCCGGCAGAUACUUCUUUCCAAUUUGUCGAUAACGCCGUACCGCCCGAUUCUUGGUAGGACUUCAUCAUUGCCUUUUUCGUAUCAUCAUCAGCAUCCUUGUACAGCG